This is a messenger RNA of Arxiozyma heterogenica, 2118 nucleotides long. RefSeq names its product long-chain fatty acid-CoA ligase FAA1 (gene FAA1). Bases 1 to 2118 code for a protein of 705 amino acids. The transcript has a single exon. Lineage: Eukaryota; Fungi; Ascomycota; Saccharomycetes; Saccharomycetales; Saccharomycetaceae. Gene Ontology annotation, biological process: long-chain fatty acid metabolic process; long-chain fatty-acyl-CoA metabolic process. Gene Ontology annotation, cellular component: endoplasmic reticulum; plasma membrane; lipid droplet. The record is from RefSeq and is a predicted model, not a curated record. Gene Ontology annotation, molecular function: long-chain fatty acid-CoA ligase activity.
AUGGCUCCAUAUCAGUAUAACGUUAUAGUUGGUGACCCAGAAAAUGAGCAUGAAACUGCUCCAAGAAGAAACCAACGAUCUGCCAAAGCACCAGUAACAACUCCAAGAGACAUCCAGUGUGAUUCGGUUUUUGAACUGGUUACAGAAUGUUGCAAACGUUACAAGAAUAAUAAUUGCAUGGGCUGGAGAAAUAUAACUGAUAUCCAUGAAGAAACAAAGACCGUUACUAAAACUAUCAAUGGUAAAAAACAAGAUGUCGAAAAGACUUGGUUAUAUUAUGAAUUGACUCCUUAUCAAUAUAUUAAAUUCUCUCAACUAGAACAAAAUAUGAUCUAUUUAGGGAAGGGUUUAGUUCACAUCGGAUUGACUCCUGCCAGUAAUGAUAAGUUGCAUAUCUAUGCUUCUACUUCUCAUAAAUGGAUGCAAAUGUAUUUGGGUUCCCAAUCUCAAAAUAUUCCAAUUGUCACUGCUUACGAUACGUUAGGUGCAAAAGGGUUGAUUCAUUCCAUUCAACAAACCGAAUCUUCUGCAAUUUUCACUGAUAAUGCGCUUUUACCAACUUUAAUAGAACCAUUGAAGACAUGUUUGAAUAUAAAAUAUGUGAUCCAUUCAGAAAUUAUUAAUCCAAAUGAUAAGAGACAAAAUGGUAAGAUCUUUAAGUCUGCCAAUGAAGCAAAGGAAGAAAUAUUAAAACUACGUCCAGAUAUCAGAUUUUAUUCGUUUGAUGAAAUUUUACAAUUUGGUAAAGACAAUAAUGAUACCAUUGAAAUCCAUAAGCCAAAACCACAGGAUUUGUCUUGUAUCAUGUACACUUCGGGUUCUACCGGUGAUCCAAAGGGUGUUGUCUUAACUCAUGCUAAUAUUAUUGCUGGUGUCGGUGGUGCUGAUGUUCCGGUGUCUCGUUUCGUUCAACCAACGGAUAGAUUAAUUUGUUUCUUACCAUUAGCACACAUCUUCGAAUUAGCAUUCGAAUUAUUAUCCAUCUUAUGGGGUUCUUGUAUUGGUUAUGCCAACGUUAAAACAUUGACCAAAACAUCGGUACGCAACUGUGAGGGUGACCUAGUAGCUUUCAAACCUACUAUUAUGGUAGGUGUUGCAGCAGUAUGGGAAACUGUAAAGAAAGGUAUUAUACAACAAGUUAAUCAAUUGCCUAUGCCUAUGAGAAAAAUAUUCUGGGUUGCUUAUCAUACGAAGAGUGGACUAGAUCGUUUUCGCUUGCCUGGUGGUGGGUUAAUUGCAUCUUUAAUCUUUAAAAAGAUUAGAGCUGCUACUGGUGGGAACUUGAGAGUAGCUUUAAAUGGUGGAUCUCCAUUAAGUGAAAGUACCCAAAGAUUUUUAACUAACUUGAUUUGUCCAAUAUUGAUUGGAUAUGGUUUAACCGAGACUGUGGCAAAUACUUGUAUUUUGGAUCCUGCAAACUUUGAAUUUGGUGUGGCUGGUGAUUUAACUGGUUCUGUUACUGUAAAAUUGGUAGACGUGGACGAAUUAGGCUAUUUUGCUAAGAAUAAUCAGGGUGAGAUUUGGAUUAAGGGUGCAUGUGUUACAUCUGAAUAUUAUAAAAACCCAGAAGAAACUGCAAAGGCAAUCACCAAGGAUGGUUGGUUUAUGACCGGUGAUAUUGGUCAGUGGGAACCAAAUGGUCAUUUGAAAGUUAUUGAUAGAAAGAAAAAUCUAGUAAAGACUUUGAAUGGUGAAUACAUUGCAUUGGAAAAAUUAGAAUCAAUUUAUAGAUCCAACCAAUAUGUCCAAAAUAUUUGUGUAUAUGCUGAUCAAACUAAAGUUAAACCAAUCGGGAUCAUUGUUCCAAAUCACAAGCCAUUAAUUGCAUUGGCUAAGAAAUUAAAUAUCAUUUCAUCCAAUGAUAAGUUGGAAGAUGAAGAAGAAAUUGGACAUCAUUUUCAAGAUUCAAGAUUACAAAAUGCUGUUUUACAGGACUUAUUAGCUACUGCAAAAGAACAAGGACUUGUUGGCAUUGAGUUGAUUGCAGGUUGUGUAUUUGCUCCUGAAGAAUGGACUCCACAAAACGGCUAUGUUACAUCUGCACAAAAAUUAAAAAGAAAAAAGAUUUUAGAUGAGGUUAGGGAUCAAGUUGAGAAAGUUUAUGCCUCUAAUUCUUGA